UGCUCAUUAUUUCCGACUACAGCGGGAGGCGAAGCGCCAAACUCGAAAUUCGGUGCUCGCUUGCAAAUCUGGGGUCAGAAUUAAAGCUGAAACGGACGAAUUUCGGUGAUUAAUUGUCGGAUUAUGAACUAGACAUGACGGAAUUACUCUUUAACAAGACUUUACAGGUCCAAGUGAAGUGUAAAGAUUGCGACGACAGGCGGUCGUUUAUUCGUGUCAGUACUGAACUGCACCUUACUUCAAACCCCAUCCACAAAAAGGAUCUAGUGGUGAGGUUGACUGACGAUGCUGAUCUCUACUUUCUGUAUAACCUUGUAAUAUCAGAGGAGGAUUUCCAAAGUUUAAAAGUCCAGCAGGGUCUGCUUAUAGACUUCACUUCAUUUCCUCAGAAGUUUAUAGACCUAUUAGACCAGUGUAUCUCCGAGCAGGACAGAGAGAACCCAAGGUUUCUGCUACAGCUUUCCUCCACCUCCUCUGCAUUGAACCACAGCCCUGCAAAUCUUAAUAUAGUGGAGACCAAUGCGUUCAAGCACCUCACCCAUCUGUCUCUAAAACUGCUGCCUGGCUCGGACGUCGAAGUAAAGAAAUACUUGGCCACUUGUUUAGCCACAGUGAAGGAAGAAAAGGAGCAGCUGCGUCAGAGACUGGGGAAAACUGAGGAGGAUCUGUCUAGACAGCUGAAUUAUGCGCAGCAGACUCUGUCUGAAAAGAGCCGUGAGCUGGACAAACUGAGAUCAGAAUGGACCUCUCAGACGACCUCUCUGUCUAGCAGACACACACAAGAUCUCUCAGCAGAGCGAGAAAAGGCUCUUGAGAUCCAAACGAGGCUACAGCAACAGAAUGAUCAGCUGCGGCGGGAGCUGGAGUCAGCUCACCAAAGGAGCACCCAGCAGCUUCAGACCAGGCUCUCUGAACUGGAAGCCUCUAACAGGGAUCUCACUGAGAAGAAAUACAAGAGCGACUCCACCAUCCGAGACCUGAAGGCCAAAGUGCUCGGCCUGGAGGAGGAGUCACAGAGGGCAAAGCAGCAAGUCAUUUCACUUCGUAGAGAAAACGGCACCCUCGACACAGAGUGCCAUGACAAAGAGCGGCUGAUUAAUCAGCUGCAGACGCGAGUGGCUGUUCUGGAGCAGGAAAUCAAAGACAAGGACCAACUCGUUCUCCGAACCAAGGAGGUGCUUGAGGCUACACAGCAACAGAAGAAUUCAGUUGAAGAAACCUCUGAAAAUAAACAGCAUCACAUUGGAAAGUUGGAAGCCACUGUGAAAUCAUUGUCUGAGGAGCUUAUUAAGGCAAAUGGUAUCAUUAAGAAGCUUCAGGGUGAUCUAAAGGCCCUUGUGGGGAAAAUAAAGGUGAAGAACACUGUGACUGUGUCUCAGGAGAAGGUCCUACAGGAGACCACGGAAAAGCUGCAGAGAGAACAGAGAGAACUGCAGGAAACCCAGCAGAAACUGCGACUAAGAGAAGAAGAGGUAUCUAAACUAAGAGAACAGCUGGAAGCCACAGUUCAAAAAUUAGAUGAAAGUCGGGAGGUGUUAAAAACAAAUGAAAAUGUGAUAACGUGGCUGAAUAAGCAGCUGAAUGAGAACCAGUUGUCCAGGAAGCAGGAGGCAGUGGGCGUGUUCGAGACACCACAGGCUGCUGCAGGGUUGAGGCUGGGAACUCACAAUAUGCUUGAUAGUAAAAGUUUUCCCUCCUUCGGCCAGCCGUACCCUGUAACUUCCACCUUAAACUCCAAACACUCGUUUCCUCUGUCGAGUCUGAGCACUGGACCCCGCUCGGUUCUGACUCUGCACAACCAGACCACUGGACCAAAGGUGCAGUUUAACCCAAUGAGUUCCAAACCCUGCUUGUCUGCGGUGGAGGUGGGCAGUGUAAAUCCCACAGUGCAGCAGCAACAGAACUCCAAUAAAGAGAAUGGUGAGCCUCUUGGAUUGGAUUCAAAAUACUUUGAGAGACGAGAUGAUAGCAUCCCCCUGCGUGGCCUCCUACCCAGCAUGCAUUUAAAUAAAGAUAUUACCAAACCCUCUUUAAACCUGGGUGGAGUGAAACCUCCGCUUCAGUCUGUGCCUUCAGCAUAUUUCCCAGGAUGACCCUUGCCAUGCCUCGUUUAGAGCUCUAAUUCACCACCAGCUGAUCCACAUGAAAACAAUCCAGUGGUGGAAAGACCUUUACACAGACACAUCUACAGUUACAUCUCUGUGUUACCCUUAUGUGUGUUGUGUGUUUAAGUCCUUUUUGUUUUUCAAGUUAUUUAUUAAAACUAUGAUUUUAACCCCUUAUUAAUUUGCAGCUCAGUUGUUUUGCACAUUUUUUUGGUUGCUGUGAAACUGUUUCAGUGUGAGUUCAGUAUAGAAACAUGUUUGGGAGUUAUUUUAUGCUUUGUAUGGUGCUAAAUUAAUAUUCUUUCCAUUUCAAGUGUUACAUUAUAAAGACUGAGCCUAAAAUUAUUUAAUCUGGUUGUCUAAGGAUAAACUGUUGAAUGGAAGACUUUCAACAUGCAGACUGAAUUUUGUCACAGUGUUUUGAUUGCUUCUACUCUGCAUAACAAUUUUCCUCAAGGAGAAUAUUUUCUUGUUUUUCCUCAUUUUCUCUUACAAAUCUAAGUAUAUUGAUAUUCUGUCAAACUUUUGAAUUCGUAAAAUGUAUAUUAUUUAGUAUUGAUUUUGAUACAAGUACACAUAGGGAUGUACUUUCUUGAAAUCUUUAGAUUAAAUUAAAUAAGUUCUACACUAUGUAUCUGUAAAAUAUGUAAACAUCAUUUUAAACAUUAAUUUGAGAUGUCUCAAUUUUUAAUACUAUUAGGAUCAUACUUGCUCACUUCAUAUAACUGGAUCCUAUCCUUAUGCCACAUGCAUUUUUACACUAGUAGUCAAAUAUGUUUUUCAAUUUGUCAGACUGAAAUCUGAUUGCAGUGUAGGGCAGAACAUGCAGAUUGAUUGCUUGUUAUGCAGCAAUUAUUACUAGUAAUUCUACUGUUAAAUGCAAUACCGAUCAAGCAUGCCUCAGUUGUGUCUUACAUCAUCUCCUAAAGUGGUUAUUUAGAUAUAAAUCUCAUACUCAAGACACAUGUUUAAACAUAGUUAAAGAGACAGUAAAGAUAGCCAAAAGUGGUCUAACACACAUUUUAAAUCAUACAAUAUAGAGUUGUCUCACGAUCUGUGUUAAAGGUAAAUUAUUACUUGAGGUAAAGCUUUACCAAUUUAAAUAGAAUUUAACUAUUUUUAAGAGGACACAGAUGAGAAUCAGUAAUUAUUACAGAGUCUGAAAUGGCAGCUUUUUCAUCUACAUUAGAACAAAGGUGUAGAAUUUUUGUGCUUUUCUGUGUACAGAUGUGUAUAAUUCAAAACUUGAGUGUCUUGAUUAAUCGUGUGUGUAUACACUUCUCUAUCCAGGACUCUUGAUUUAAUAAACUAUUUUUCCAAAGCCCA
Astyanax mexicanus (Mexican tetra) is the source of this 3431-nucleotide messenger RNA. It is a transcript of the gene sass6, whose product is annotated as SAS-6 centriolar assembly protein. Gene Ontology annotation, cellular component: centriole; centrosome. The record is from RefSeq and is a predicted model, not a curated record. The transcript has 17 exons. Lineage: Eukaryota; Metazoa; Chordata; Actinopteri; Characiformes; Acestrorhamphidae. Gene Ontology annotation, biological process: centriole replication. The coding region runs from base 135 to 2093 and encodes 652 amino acids.